Messenger RNA from Eucalyptus grandis, 818 nucleotides. RefSeq names its product casparian strip membrane protein 1. The transcript is spliced from 3 exons. NCBI's taxonomy places the organism in Eukaryota, Viridiplantae, Streptophyta, Magnoliopsida, Myrtales, Myrtaceae. The record is from RefSeq and is a predicted model, not a curated record. Bases 105 to 665 code for a protein of 186 amino acids.
UUUGAGCUCUUAAGUAUCCUCUCAAACCCUAGAUAACCACAACCGCCGAACGAUAAGUUCGUCCCACGAAAGGAGAGGAGAGGAGAGGAGAGGAGAGGAGAAAAAUGAAGGCAGGUGGAGUCGAAGCCGGAGAGGUAGCAAAAGCUUCCGCCGCAAGGUACGGCAUCAACAAAGGAGUGGCGGUCCUUGAUUUUAUUCUGAGGAUACUCGCAUUCGUGUGUACCCUCGGGAGCGCCAUAGCCAUGGGGACGACCAAUGAGACGCUCCCUUUCUUCACUCAAUUCAUCAGAUUCCGCGCUAGAUAUGACGACCUCCCAACUUUCACGUUUUUCGUGGUCGCUAAUUCUGUCGUGAGCGCCUACCUCGUCCUCUCACUCCCACUCUCUGUUUUCCACAUAAUGAGGAGUGCUGCACAAAAUAGCAGAAUCGUCUUGGUCAUCUUCGACACGGCGAUGUUGGCGCUGUUGACGGCGGGAGCUUCAGCCUCGGCAGCCAUCGUGUACUUGGCCCACAAAGGGAACACCAAGGCUAACUGGUUCUCCAUCUGCCAGCAGUUCAAUUCUUUCUGCGAGCGCAUCUCGGGCUCUCUGAUCGGGUCAUUCGGCGGAGUCGUCCUGUUCGUGGUCCUGAUCCUGCUGUCCGCCAUCGCGCUGUCUCGACGUUGAGCGGGAGCUUCCUGAUGCUGCUAUAUAUUAUGUCUCUCAUGUCUGAAUGCGUAUCUUUUAUUCUAAAGCGCGAAAGUGUGUGAUUGUUUUCUUUGCUCCUGUUCAAGAGCUUGUGUUGUGUGUGGCAGUAAUUUAAUGCAAUUGUUCUCUCUC